AUGAGAAUUCUGUCGACCAAUGUUUUGGGUAACGCCAAAUCCAAACUCAAGUGUCUCUCGUCAACCUCGUAUUCGACUGCGUCUCGCGUUAAAUCUCAGGCACAUGUGCGGCGGGGUUUUGCUGUGGAUCCCAACAACAAGAACAACGACGAUGACAAGCUCCGGUUUCUGUUCAUGUACUUUGUCAAGGAUAUCAGGCAUGCUUCGGUAAUUUCUGCUGAAACCUCGUGGAAAAUAGAUGAACUCCGCUCGAAUAACUUCAUUAUGUUCACGCCCCAAGUCGUCAGAUUCGUUAAAGCUUUGGGCUGUAGAUAUGAUAUUACCGCCAGUAUCGACGAGCUGAUGUUGGUGUGCAGCUGGGACGCACAAUGGUUAAGGAAACAUGAUAUUCUUUGGAACCCCACUAGCCAAGAGAUACAGAUAAUUCCUCCUUCCCCCUACUGGAAACGUCACUUCACGGAUAUGUUAUUUGGCUUGGGGUUUGAUCCCGCCAAGCCUCGGGGCUAUAAGAUUCUCAAGAUUCUCAUAGACUACUGUAAUUUCGAUGCUCCUCCGGAGUUCAGAGCCGAACUCUACUCACUCGAAACCGGUUCUUGGAGGAAAAUCAAGUAUCCUUACCAGCAAGAGGGCAUGCCGACUAGGGAAAGCGCACAUUUGUCACGGGGUUUUGCGGUGGAUCCCAACAACAAGAACAACAACGACGACAAGAUCUGGUUUGUGUUAACGUACUUUGUCAAGGAUAUCAGGUAUACUUCCACUACUGUGAUUUCAAAUCUCCUUCGGAGUUCAGAGGCUCAGAGCCGAACUGUACUCACUCAAAACCGGUUGUUGGAGGAAAUCAAAUAUCCUUACCAGCAGAAGGGCAUACCUACUAGCCGAGGCGUUCGUAUAGGCGGCUCUUAUUAUUGGGGACUAAGGCCUCAUUCAAUCUUCUCGUUCGACUUUGCCAGUGAAAAGUUCUCGCAUCUCUUACUACCUUUGCCGGACAAGAUUAGAUUUAAAAAAUCCAAAUAUCGUCUUAUUGAGUUUGAUGGCUCGCUCGCUAUUCUUGUUACGACGGAUGUCUCGAAUAAUUCCCAAGUGGCUUAUUCCACUUUCGAAAUUUGGGUGUGGAAUGAUGAGUCGUGGUAUCUAAAGUCUGAAUUCGAGAUCCCUGUUGCUGUUGAUCAUGUUGUGCACGUCUUUGAGAAUAAUAAGUUGUUUGUCCAGGACAUCACAGGCAGGGUGUUGCUUUUCGAUGUUGAGGAUCCGUGGAUCUGGGCAUCUGUGCUGAUUCUAAGGCAGUUUGGAUUAUGCCUUAUGUCGAGAGCUCUGUUCGCUCAAUGA
Striga hermonthica is the source of this 1326-nucleotide messenger RNA. NCBI's taxonomy places the organism in Eukaryota, Viridiplantae, Streptophyta, Magnoliopsida, Lamiales, Orobanchaceae. The record is from the annotation of a GenBank genome assembly.